Molecule: messenger RNA, 5418 nt
Organism: Ictalurus furcatus (blue catfish)
Lineage: Eukaryota; Metazoa; Chordata; Actinopteri; Siluriformes; Ictaluridae
Gene: efr3bb
Product: EFR3 homolog Bb (S. cerevisiae)
Exons: 23
Coding region: 339-2969 (876 amino acids)
Biological process (GO): protein localization to plasma membrane
Cellular component (GO): plasma membrane
Source: RefSeq, a predicted model, not a curated record
AACCCGUGGACAAACACCUAGCUUUGCCUCCUUGUUUACUGAACAAGUUAACUAACAAACAAUUGUAAAUUCAACAUAUUUGGUGAAAUAAUAGGUCACGUUUGUUGACUGACAAUACCAAGAUUUCGUCUACGCGGUAUGGCUUGAAUGCAGCGUGAAUUAAGAUAUUUUUGGACGUUUUAUUAUCGUAGGCCUGGAUGUCAUCCUGGGACUUUCCUGCUGUGAAUGAACCGAAGGGAAGCACAGGAACGGCGGGUAGAGCGCCUUACAACAAGAGGAGCAGCAGCCAAGCUAAUGUGUAGUAGUCCAACCCGAGAAACAGUGCUGGUGAAGUAAUAAUGGCAGGGGUGUGUAGUUGUUGCUGUGGGGCUUUCAGGCCCCGUUACAAGAGGCUUGUUGACAACAUAUUUCCUGAAGAUCCCGAGGACGGAUUGGUGAAGGCCAACAUGGAGAAACUGACGUUCUACGCCCUGUCUGCUCCAGAGAAGCUGGACCGAAUAGGAGCCUACCUGUCUGAGAGACUGUCCCGCGACGUGGCCAGACACAGAUACGGUUACGUGUGUAUUGCGAUGGAGGCUCUGGAUCAGCUGCUGAUGGCGUGCCACUGUCAGAGCAUUAACCUGUUCGUGGAGAGUUUCUUAAAGAUGGUGCGCAAACUUCUGGAGGCCGACAAGCCCAACCUGCAGAUACUGGGAACCAACUCGUUUGUCAAGUUCGCCAACAUCGAAGAGGACACGCCGUCGUACCAUCGCAGUUAUGAUUUCUUCGUGUCACGCUUUAGUGAGAUGUGCCACUCCAGCUUUGAGGAUCCGGAUAUCCGCACCAGAAUCCGCAUGGCUGGUAUCAAAGGGCUGCAGGGAGUGGUGAGGAAGACGGUCAACGAUGAACUGCAGGCGAACAUCUGGGAUCCGCAGCACAUGGACAAGAUUGUGCCGUCUCUGCUGUUUAACCUGCAGUCCGGAGAAGGCACGGAGAGCCGUUCCCCGUCUCCGCUGCAGGCCACUGAGAAGGAAAAGGAAAGCCCAGCUGAGCUGACGGAGCGCUGUUUUCGGGAACUGCUGGGCCGCGCCGCCUACGGCAACAUCAAGAACGCAGUCACUCCCGUCCUCAUGCAUCUUGAUAAUCACUCUCUGUGGGAAGGAAAAACCUUCGCAGUGCGCUGCUUUAAGAUCAUCAUGUACUCCAUUCAGUCUCAGCACUCUCACCUGGUUAUCCAGCAGCUCCUGGGUCACCUGGACGCUAACAGUAAGACCUCGGCUAAGGUUCGCGCUGGGAUCGUGGAGGUUCUCCUGGAGGCAGCUGCUAUAGCAGCCAGCGGGUCUGUAGGUCCUACUGUUCUGGAGGUGUUUAACACUCUCCUCAGGCAUCUGAAGCUCAGUGUGGACUACGAGCUCAGCGGAUUUUACGAUGCCACCACCACAGGGAACAAAACCGUCAACGAGCAUGAAGAGAGGCAGCUCCAAGAAGCUGUCAUAAAAACCAUAGGUUCCUUUGCCAGCACUCUGCCUACGUACCAGCGCUCUGAGGUGAUGCUCUUCAUCAUGGGGAAGAUCCCGAUUCCUGGAAUGCACCUUGCACUGCCACCCACAGACUCUGGGUCUGAGGGUGACCGGAUGAUUCAGGUCAUGUUGCUGAAGUCUCUAAGACAGGUGACGUGCGGCUUCCAGAGCACCAACAUGCUGACGGCUCUGCCCAGCUCCUUCCUGGACCCGCUCCUGUCCUUCGCGCUGCUGGAGGACCCGGACGUCCGCCUGCUCGUCCUGGAAAUCCUCGUCAGCCUCAUCGAUCGCCAUGACAACCUCCCUAAGUUCUCCACCGUCAGCAUCAUCUCGGACAUUUCCAUGCUUAAGCUCAAGAUGGAGAAGUGUUCCCGUCAGGACAACCUCUUCAUGAAGAAGCAUGCCCAGCAGCUCUACAGACACAUUUACCUGUCGUGUAAGGAGCAGAGCAGCGUGCAGCCGCACUUCGAGAUGCUCUACUCUCUCCUGGCUCUGAUCAGCAUGGAGCUCGCUAACGAGGAGGUGGUGGUGGAUCUCAUUCGCCUCGCUCUGGCCCUGCAGGACUUGGCUUUAGUCAGCGAGGAGUCGUUGCCGGUGUUUAACCGUUGUGCUGUUCACGCUCUCUCCGCUGCCUACCUCAACCUCAUGUGCCAGCUCACCACCCUGCCCACCUUCUGCCAGCACGUCCACGAGGUGAUCGAGAUGAGACAGAAAGAAUGCUCAUUUCUUUUGCCAGAAGACGUCUUCAUUGAAAGUCCAAAGAUUCCCGAGACGCUGGAGAAGCCAGCGGGAGAAGUGCUGUUCCAGCAGGCGAAGAUCGCCGAGGUGCUGGGAGGAAGUGGCUACAGCACCGAGAGACUCGCGACACCUUACAUCCCUCAGUUCACAGAUGAAGACAGGCUGUCGAAGAGAAAAAGUAUCGGAGAAACGAUCUCUCUCCAGGUGGAGGUCGAGUCCAGAAACAGUCCAGAGAAAGAGGAGAGAACACCAGCUGAGGAAAUCACGUUCGAAGCACUUAAGAAUGCCAUAGUGGACAGUGUAGGGAUGGAGGAGCAGGAGCGAGAGCGGAGGAGGCAGGUGGUGGAGAAGUUCCAGAAGGCUCCGUUCGAGGAGAUCGCCGCACACUGCGGAGCCCGAGCCACAAUGUUACAGAGCAAACUCAGUCAGAUCUUCGAGAUCACAAUCAGAGCGAGUACAGGUGACGGCGUGGGCGUGGCGCGCACCCGCGAAGAACUAACCAGCAUGAGAUUACCACCAUCACAGGAAUUUACAAGAAGAACGACGGUUUACGAAGUGCUGCAAGCUCCAGGGGACAUGAUGAGGAUAGAACACACUAAUAUAUAUAUAUAUGAGAUACAGUGGACUCCCCCUUCUUCCGGUCACGUCUCGACUGGAACGUGUCCCAAAUGUGCCCCGUUUCGAGUCCUACGAAUGCAUGUUUCAACAGUUAAUCAACGGUAUACCGUAUAGAGACGUGGUUGAUUGUCCAGAUGACGUACAUACACGGGUUACGUUGUUGUUUUCUUCGUCGUGCGUUUGUCGGUGAUGGUUGUCUUGUUUUUUUUUUUAAAGAGCUGAAGGAAUUCUCUCCUGCGUGGUGUUGAAGUAUAACGUCCAUCGCUCCUGAUUAGUCGUUUUAUGGUGCGAACGGUCGCGCGAGUGUUUUAUCGCCGUGACUUCACGUGGUCGUCUAGUGAACACGUUCUCGUUACUGAUGUCUCUCGCGUUCCUGUGCGUCAUGUUUUCUACGUGUUUGUUUUAAGAAUCUUUCGAAUGAAGCCAUGGUCACGAACGUAAAAACACCACCACGACGACGACGACGAAGGCGGCGUGAUUGUCGCUCUGAGUAUUCGAUUUUUCUUUUUUCUUUUUUCGUUGUCGAUUUUUCGUCGUCGUUAUUAUUUAGGUGCGGGUUGUAACUCGAAACGCAAAACAAAACUGCAGCUUCGACUUAAAUCGAAUAGUUUUGAUCAGUUUGACUGUGCACGAUUCUAAAAUAGUGAACAAACGCGGCCUGCUUAUUUAUCAUCCUAUAAUUGUGUGUGUGUGGUGAAAGGAUUUGGAUUUGAAUUUUUUUUUUUGUCGAUUAAUUCGAACGUAAACGAAACGCGCGUCGACGCUUUAAUCGGUCAGGUGUGUGCUAAGAUUAAAACUAAGCUCGGCGUAAAAUUCAAUUUCAACACAAAAUGUUUGUUUCAGAAUGUUUUAUUAUUAUUAUUAAUAAUAUUAGUCAAAUUCAGAUUGAAUUUUAUACAACUCUACAUUUGGGCACGUGCAAAUUGAAGUGUUAUUGUUAUCUGAGUUUAAAAUGUCCAAGUCUGAAUAUUUUUUUUUCCUUUAUUUGAAUUGAAGUGAGGUUCUGUAGUCGAAGUACAUCGGAUCGAAACGGUAUCCCACGGAUGACGUUAGGUUUCAAAUGUGAUGUUUUAAUCAGGUGUAGAAAAUUCCGUUUCUAUCGUGUUCGCUGGCACAAAUUCAAUUUCAGAAAUUCAGUUCUCGCGAUUCAGAUUCAAAAUUCGAAACGAUACACUAUUGGCUCAUUGUAGCGGAAAUAGUAGCAACCAAAAAAAAAGUCUAAAUUUGAAAUGUAUUGUGCCACCGAAAAUUAAAUCAGAAUUUUCUCCACCUGUUUAUUAUUAAAUGUUAUGUGUAACUUUGCAUAACAAAUUGUAGCCAUAGAAUACAGUUUCAGCUUGAUUCAAUUCAACAGAACGUUUGCUUACACAUGAAAAUAAAUGCAUAAAGAUUCAGAUUUCUACCCCCCCUCCCCACCCCACCCCACCCCACUAAGAUUGUAGUGGCACAUUUCUCAUUUCAUAUUAUUCCAACCGGUCAGCUGGGUGUCUGAAAGAUGUAUCUGAACUGUAUUCAUCGAUCUAAAUUUGCAUAAUGGCGCCAAAUCUUUAAUUCUAACACAUGAGCUUCAGAUUUGCAAAAAUUUCACAUCCAAAUUCUAGUAGCACAAUUAAAAACUGUUUACGGAGUCCGAAUCCUGAAAUUCGAAAGUGGAAUUUAAAUGCAGAAAUCUGAAUUCCAAGAGCUGCUAUUUAACAUGUUCUAAUAUGGAUGUAGAAAUACCGAAAUAAUAAUAACUGAAACUGAAGCGUGACUAACGUUGAACCCAACGCUCGCGUGCACGCGAUUGAGCCGUCGAAAUCGAAAACGUGAUACGCGGACGACGGAUUUCUAAAAAAAAAAUAAAUAAAAAAUUCGAAACUGAAAGAAAAAACGUGCAGUUCGUUUUCUCUUCGUUCAUAUUUUUAGAUUCGUUAACUAGCAGCUGCGUGUUUGUUCGUCUGCGUUCGCCUGCAGGUUACCCGGACGUUACUCGGAAAGCAAAAAUGAAAACGGUGUAUUAAUAGCGGGAUACGUUUUUUGCUCUUUUGUAAACCACAGAAAGUUGAGGAUUUUGUUUCCGAUGCGGUGAAACUAAAUUUUCAAUAAAUUCUGAUUCUUGCAUUUAAAUAAAAUUUUCUAAUAACGCGAAUUAAGCUGCAUAGGUUUAAGUCAACUUAAAAUAAACUGCAUUGAGUGGACAUUUUAAUCGAUUACACUUAUUAUUAUUAUUAUUAUUAUUACACGGCUAUUCACACUGGUGAGUGUUCUUAUAUUUUUAUUUUUAUUUGUUAAAAUUGUGAGUUUUCUUAACCACACCAUAGCUUCACCCAGCGUUUGCUCGCGUCACGGUAUUCCUGUAAACCCGGGAAGUGAAGUAAUAAUUGUGGGAAAUGUAUGAAAAUAUUCAUGUCACUGAGACGAAGCAACGCAGGAAGGAUGUGUUGCGUACGUGUUGGCGUGUAAAUGUUACCGAUGGAAAACGAAGCUCAUGUCUGUGUCACGUGGCUGGGCUUGUACACGUAUAGACUCUGCUUUUACAUGUCAGUACUACAGCUGGUCAAUAAAACCUGUUCAGUGAUGA